AUGGCUAUGACACAUCUUUUUGUCAGCUAUGCAGACAGCAUGAGCUGCAAAGGAGAACAAGAAGCAGAACAUCAAGAUGCUCCACCAAAAGUCCAAUCGGGUACCACAACUAUUAUCUAUCCCCUUCGUAACACAACAAUGCGAGAUGUAGAGCUUCAACCUACACUCGAAAACCGUGCUAAAUGCAACCUGAUUACAUUUGUCAAGGACGUCUGCCCUACACGUUCACAAAUGUGUGAUAUGUCCGAACAUAUGGUCCUUGACAUCAUUAAAAUUCUAAUUGACAAUCAUCCUGGUUUUGAAUAUCUCACGAGUUCUCCAGCAUUCAAACAUCACUCCUACUGA
Molecule: messenger RNA, 345 nt
Organism: Suillus paluster
Lineage: Eukaryota; Fungi; Basidiomycota; Agaricomycetes; Boletales; Suillaceae
Exons: 2
Coding region: 1-345 (114 amino acids)
Source: RefSeq, a predicted model, not a curated record